ACUCAGGCUGACACUGAGAAGAAGAAGAAGAUAAUCCUCCAGCAGGUAAUCAUCAACUUUUAAAUCAGCAUCACCUCCACCAUGAAGACGCUGAUUCUGUCUGCACUUCUUUGUGCCGUGAUCACGCUGACCAGAGCUGCUGCUCUUUCAGAAGCAAAGGAUGAAGGUGGGGAAGUGGCAAUAAUUCAAGAAGGAGAGCAUCAUAUCUUGGAGAGGUCAACAUCUUGUCCCAGUGGUUGGACUAAGAUCAGCGAUCGCUGUUUCCUCUUCGUUCCACGAACCAUGACUUGGGCUGAAGCUGAGAGAAACUGUCUGUCCUUAGGUGCACACCUUGCAUCUGUACGUAGAGCUGAGGAGUAUCAUCAGAUUCAAAGGCUGAUAGCAGAUAAAACUCAUGGGAAUCCACAGACUUGGCUCGGAGCCUCUGACGCUGCCCAGUUCCCUAAUUUGUGA
Molecule: messenger RNA, 453 nt
Organism: Micropterus salmoides (largemouth bass)
Lineage: Eukaryota; Metazoa; Chordata; Actinopteri; Centrarchiformes; Centrarchidae
Product: ladderlectin-like
Exons: 6
Coding region: 82-453 (123 amino acids)
Source: RefSeq, a predicted model, not a curated record